Molecule: messenger RNA, 253 nt
Organism: Microbotryum saponariae
Lineage: Eukaryota; Fungi; Basidiomycota; Microbotryomycetes; Microbotryales; Microbotryaceae
Source: the annotation of a GenBank genome assembly
AUGUUCAAUGGCGCAUCCUACCCCGUCACCUUGCUCGAAGAGGCACCCCAUACCGAACUGCUAUGCUACACCCGCGCAAAGUCCGGAUCGGCCACGACCUCGGACUCGACCCUGACCCCGCGUCGACUGGAACGGUUUGCCGACGUCUCGCACAAGGCGACGCUCAAACCCUCGUCCAACCUCGACCGCGUCAGCCAAGCACUACGUGAACAACGGUCCGUCGCGGAACAGGAGAGGCAAGGGAAAAGGUUAG